AGGACUGACAGCUCGUUCCCUGGUUCCCUCCCUCCCGGUGUAGCCGCUAGCUCGGUCGGUGCACUACCUGCUGUUUGAAUGGUUCAGCGGCGAAACGCAAAGCACGACUGCGAUGCGAGUACUAUAAAAGGAACCGAGUUACGCUUCACGUAAAAAGAAACAGAAGCCACACCGGAACAAGGUGAGAGGCUGAGCGAGCGAGGGCGCGAGUAAGAGAAGGAACGAGAGAGAGAGAGAGAGAGAGAGAGAGAGAGGGGCCAUGGAGCAGCAGAGACAGAGAUCUCUCUCCACAUCAGGAGAAUCACUGUACGUCGUGCUGGGAGUCGACAAGAGCGCCACGACAGAGGAUAUCAAGAAAUGUUACAGGAAACUGGCAUUGAAGUUUCACCCAGACAAGAACCCGGAUAACCCGGACGCGGCUGAGAAGUUCAAGGAAAUCAACAACGCCCACUCCAUCCUGAGCGACGCCACCAAGAAGAACAUCUACGACAAAUACGGCUCGCUGGGGCUCUACGUCGCGGAGCAGUUCGGGGAGGAGAACGUCAACACCUACUUUGUUCUGUCCAGCUGGUGGGCCAAGGCCCUGUUCGUCUUCUGCUGCCUGUCCACAGGCUGUUAUUGUUGCUGUUGCCUGUGCUGCUGCUGUAACUGUUGCUGCGGUAAAUGUAAACCGCGGCCGCCCAUGGACCAGGAGCCCGAGUUCUACGUCUCCCCCGAGGACCUGGAAGCCCAGAUGACUGCCGACGAGAGAGAUGGCAGUGAGCCCAUCGUGAUGCAGCCAUCCUCAGCCACAGAGACCACCCAGCUCACGUCUGAUGCCCACCAAAGCUACAGGACCGACGCAUACUAGACACACACACACACACACACACACACACACACGCACACACACAGCUUACACCUUCCGGUAACCACAGCUACAGUAUCAACCAAUGAUACCACACACACACACACACACACGCACCAGCAAAUACUACAUACAAUCACUGACAGUCAGUCAGCCAGCCCACACCUUGACCUUUAAUUCCCGUUCAUUUCUAAUUAAUGUGAAGUGAGGGGAGGAGGAGGAGGAGGAGAACUGAAGCAGGACAAAUAAACACAAAACUAAAAA
Molecule: messenger RNA, 1111 nt
Organism: Sander lucioperca (pikeperch)
Lineage: Eukaryota; Metazoa; Chordata; Actinopteri; Perciformes; Percidae
Gene: dnajc5ab
Product: DnaJ (Hsp40) homolog, subfamily C, member 5ab
Exons: 5
Coding region: 260-850 (196 amino acids)
Biological process (GO): regulation of synaptic vesicle cycle
Cellular component (GO): presynapse; intracellular membrane-bounded organelle; membrane
Source: RefSeq, a predicted model, not a curated record